UAGAUGUCUAUGGAGCAGACAGUAAAAACAUGGAGUCUACAUGGUAGAACCAAAACGUAGAUGUAGCGAAUAGCUUACGGUGCGGGAUUGUUCGAAUAUGCAAGUGUAAUUUCAUGUUGUAUGUCCACCUCUAAUAAAUUCAGGAGGCCUACGCUACCUCAAAAUGACAGCGUCGUUGUCAUCUUGGCCGGAGAAAAUGCUGCAACUGCUUCGCCGAAUGAACAACUUUUACUUGCCAGGAUCUACUUUGAACAGCUGUAUGCGAUUUGAAGUGGAAGGGGAGCAAGUCGGGUGGCUGCAGCCGAAAAUAGCUUCCAUCUUGAGCCGUUUUCCCGAUGUGUUUACAUCUCACAGUGGCGCUAUCGCUAUUCACUCCUCUCUCGACUCAUACGCAAAGAGGUCAGAGGCCAUUGACCAGGUUUUGCAAAAACUGAGGAAAGAUGAGUCACUUACAUGCCUGAAAGGCUGGAGAAACGAGAAAUAUUCUGUCAUGCCGAGAUUCUGUGACACUCCUCUGAUGUGCAUGGAGAGGUCAGCCACAAGUCUGUUUGGAGUGAAGCGCUAUGGGGUUCACCUCAAUGGAUACAGUUGGGAUGACAGUGGAAGGCUCUGCAUGUGGUUAGGCCGGCGCUCACCAACAAAGCAAACAUACCCAGGGAGACUGGAUAACCUGGCGGCAGGAGGCCUGGCUGCAGACUGUGGAGUCAAACAUACGAUGGUCAAGGAGUGUGAAGAGGAGGCUUGCAUCCCAGCAAGCAUUGCAGAGAAAGCAUGCCCUGUUGGCACUGUGAGCUAUACCUAUGAGGACCAUGAAGGUGUGUUUCCGGAGUGCCAGUUUGUGUUUGACCUGGAGCUUCCUCUAGACUUCAAGCCUCAGAUCGGGGAUGGGGAAGUGCAAAAUUUCUACUUCUACCCCAUAGAGAAGGUUAAAGAGCUUCUGGUCACUGAUGAAUUCAAGCCAAACUGUGCCAUGGUGGUACUUGACUUUCUGAUCAGACACUCCAUCAUACAGCCAGAUACAGAGCCUUACUACCACGAGUUUGUCGCUGGAUUGCACAGGACGGUGUGAAACCAGACAAGACUCCACAUUAGGGAUUCUAAGUCCCCAUACAGAUUCCUUCAUCUGUACAAUAACUGGAGUGUGUAUUUUCGGUGGUCUAAUCAGCCUUUUGAACCAAGCCAGUUUCUGGUUAUAAUUAAAACAAUGUUCACUUUAUCAA
Sardina pilchardus (European sardine) is the source of this 1220-nucleotide messenger RNA. It is a transcript of the gene tpk2, whose product is annotated as thiamin pyrophosphokinase 2. The transcript has 8 exons. Gene Ontology annotation, molecular function: 8-oxo-dGDP phosphatase activity. The coding region runs from base 164 to 1069 and encodes 301 amino acids. The record is from RefSeq and is a predicted model, not a curated record. NCBI's taxonomy places the organism in Eukaryota, Metazoa, Chordata, Actinopteri, Clupeiformes, Clupeidae.